CCUGGCGUUAUUCAGCUUUCGUACGAUUUAUCGCACAUACUUGAACCACGUGUGGCCACAGUGAACAUACGACUGAAGUGCAGAUGUCCAACGCGACAACUAUGUAGUACUAUAAAUACUGCGUGCAUGUAUAGUUGUCAAAUAUCACAGGUCCGAGUCGCGGUCUACCUGCUCGGAUCGGAAGAAGAGGCAAACGUACCGAGCAAUCAGCUGAAUCGUAGUUUCUACAGCGCGAGCUACCCGCCGCAGAACCGCACCGGCGGCGAGGAUCUCUGGAACCUUGCCACCGACAGAGCCGGUCUAGCGAUACUCCUGUUCCUGUUCUCGGUCGCCACCGUGUUCGGCAAUAUGCUGGUGAUCCUGGCGGUGGUGAGAGAGAGGUAUCUCCACACAGCGACCAAUUACUUCGUCACGUCGUUGGCUUUCGCCGACUGUCUGGUCGGGCUGGUGGUGAUGCCGUUCAGCGCGAUAUACGAGGUGCUGGAGAAUCGUUGGCUAUUCACCACGGACUGGUGCGACGUCUGGCGUUCGUUGGACGUUCUCUUCUCGACCGCGUCGAUCCUGAAUCUCUGCGUUAUCAGUUUGGAUCGUUACUGGGCCAUCACCGACCCGUUCACCUAUCCGAGUAAAAUGAGCAGGAAACGCGCGGCCAUUCUCAUCGCCACCGUGUGGAUUUGCUCGAGCGCGAUCUCGUUCCCGGCGAUCGCGUGGUGGAGGGCUGUCCGCACGGAGGAAGUGCCGGAAGACAAGUGCCCGUUCACCGAGCACCUCGGUUAUCUGAUCUUCUCGUCGACGAUCAGCUUCUAUUUGCCCCUGUUCGUGAUGGUGUUCACCUACUACAAGAUCUAUCGGGCCGCCGUGUUCCAGACCAAGAGCCUGAAGCUCGGCACCAAGCAAGUUAUAAUGGCCUCCGGUGAAUUGGAGCUCACUCUGAGGAUACAUCGAGGAGGCGGGACAAACACCGACGCCAGGCACCUGUUCCGCACUGCCUCGAGCACGCCGGAGGACCUCCAGGAUCUCGAGGAGCCUCUGACCGCCAUGCACAACAACUGUUUAACCAGGGUCCCCUCGACGAGGAUCAAUAAACAGCACCGGGGCAACAAUUUCUCGCUGUCGCGCAAGCUGGCCAAGUUCGCCAAGGAGAAAAAAGCCGCCAAGACGCUGGGCAUCGUAAUGGGCGUCUUCAUCAUCUGCUGGCUGCCGUUCUUCGUCGUGAACCUCUGGUCAGGAUUUUGCUCGCAGUGCAUAUGGCAGGAGAAGAUCGUGUUCGCCGCGGUGACGUGGCUCGGCUGGAUCAACAGUGGUAUGAACCCGGUGAUAUACGCCUGCUGGAGCAGAGACUUCCGC
Messenger RNA from Heterotrigona itama, 1347 nucleotides. The record is from the annotation of a GenBank genome assembly. Lineage: Eukaryota; Metazoa; Arthropoda; Insecta; Hymenoptera; Apidae.